GCGUGAAUUCGAUAAACGAACGGUGCACGGUGAUCUUGUGCUCGAUUGACUGACGUUCGUAUCGUCUGUGUGCAGAUUCUCCGAGUGAGCAAACGUGAUAAAACGAGGAUUUAUAUCCGGUCGACUCUGCCGAGGUCGAAUUAAUCGAAAAAAUUAGGACGAACCGUAACGGAAGAUAAACUUUACGUAUUAAUCGAGUGACUGAUCGCGACUUCGAGUGAGCGAGUGCCGGUGGUUGUUGUGUUGCCACGCGCAAUUCCAACAAGUGGUGCGGUAAUCGAAAGGAAGGAAAGGAAUCUCGUAUGCUGGAAGAGAGAUCGGGAGAAUCGGCUUCCAUGUUGUCACGCUGUAGAAGAGAAAAUAGAAGAAGCAAAGCCGUCGUUGCGUAGUGUUCGCGGGUUAUACAGCGAGCGCGGAAUCGUUGGCGCAAGGUGGUUGAGAGCGGGUGAGAUUCGACGCGAAAAUAACCGUUAAACCGUGUACACGAAUCCUUCUCGGCGUUUCGUCGAAUUUCUUGACGUCGAGAGGUACCAGGAAAGGGCGGCAAACUGUACGGCCACAGGGAGGAAGACAUGCUCACGAUGGAGACGGACCUGAAAGGCGGCAGCCUGCACGGUCAGAUGCCACCACACCCGCAUCAGGGUGUAUCGCCGAUGGGCCACCAUACGGGAGUUUCGCCGUAUGGUAGCCUCGGCUCGAUAGUACACAGUCCAGCCCUGUCCGGAAGUCCUCCGAGUACCGGAGGUCUGAGCCUGGGCCUGCAGCAUCAUCAUCAGACGCCGCAGCAUCAUUACGCGUCGAUGCAGGCCGCGCAGCAGCAACAACAGCAGCAGCAGCAACAGCAGAGCAUGCACUCGCUGGCGCAGCAGAGCGCCGCGCAACAACAGCAACAGCAUCAUCCGCACCAGCAACAGCAACAGCAACCGCAACCACAGCAGCAUCACCAACCGCCGAACAACAACAACAAUACCAGCAAGAACAACAACAUCGACCGAGUGAAGAGGCCGAUGAACGCGUUCAUGGUUUGGUCCCGCGGGCAACGGCGCAAGAUGGCGCAGGAGAACCCGAAGAUGCACAACUCGGAGAUCUCGAAACGACUGGGAGCCGAAUGGAAGUUGCUGAGCGAAACGGAGAAACGUCCGUUCAUCGACGAAGCGAAACGAUUGCGCGCCGUUCACAUGAAGGAACAUCCCGACUACAAGUACAGGCCGCGACGCAAGACAAAAACCCUGUUGAAGAAGGACAAAUUCCCUUUGGGUGGCGGUGUGGCCGGAGUUGGCGGGAUGUUGGGUGUGGAUCAGCGGCAGGUCGGUGCUACCGGUGGACCACAGCAGGCGCAAUUAUCGCGAGACGUUUACCAAAUGCCAAACGGUUACAUGCCUAACGGUUACAUGAUGCACGACCCGACGGCGUAUCAGCAACACGUUGCGUACGGCAGUCACAUGGGUGGUGCAGCAGCGGCAGCCGCGGCCUCAGCGGCCGGCUAUCCGAGGUACGACAUGGGCCACCACAUGGGCGGUGGCAGUCCGAGCCCCAUAAACAGCUACAUGAAUGGUUACGGUGGUUACGGCAGCACCACUGUGCCCGGUGGCUCACCGUCACCCUACCAUCAAGCGCAACCCGGAUCUCAGAUGUCGAGUCAUAGUCCCAGCGGUAGCAGCAUAAAAUCGGAGCCUACGAGUCCGGCGAGCGGUGGAAUUCACACACCGACGCCAACGGGCGCGUCGUCGACGGGCGCGGCCGGUGGCCAGGUCGUGAAACGAGAGUACAUGGGCCAGCAACAGACGCAGCAGACGCAAGGUGAUCUCAGACAGAUGAUCUCGAUGUAUUUGCCCCAGGGUGUCGAGCAGGGAGUCGUGCAACACGGCGCCGGUGUCUAUUCGCCUGGACCGUCGCCGGAUCCGCUUGCGCAGCAUCACUCUGCCAUUCCGCCUCUCACUCAUAUGAUAGCUUAGAGUGACAAGCUUGGAUGGACGGCUGUACGCGUUGGGACUCCCUUGAAAAUGUGACGGCGAAAGAGAGUACGAGCGAGAGAAACGGAAAAAAAAAAAAAAAAAAAA
This is a messenger RNA of Eufriesea mexicana, 2060 nucleotides long. It is a transcript of the gene SoxN, whose product is annotated as SRY-box transcription factor soxNeuro. The transcript has 2 exons. Gene Ontology annotation, cellular component: nucleus. Lineage: Eukaryota; Metazoa; Arthropoda; Insecta; Hymenoptera; Apidae. The record is from RefSeq and is a predicted model, not a curated record. Bases 573 to 1955 code for a protein of 460 amino acids. Gene Ontology annotation, biological process: negative regulation of transcription by RNA polymerase II; positive regulation of transcription by RNA polymerase II; brain development. Gene Ontology annotation, molecular function: DNA-binding transcription activator activity, RNA polymerase II-specific; RNA polymerase II cis-regulatory region sequence-specific DNA binding.